Messenger RNA from Strongylus vulgaris, 264 nucleotides. The record is from the annotation of a GenBank genome assembly. NCBI's taxonomy places the organism in Eukaryota, Metazoa, Nematoda, Chromadorea, Rhabditida, Strongylidae.
AUGACAUAUGAAAAAUUCCUUUCAGCUUUGUUUGCCGGAAUAUUCCUUGUUGCAUUCUUCACAUUCUGGAGUAAGUUCUCGUCAUUCGAGCUUGACGAGCCGUAUUCAACUGGUUAUGCUAAAUUCGGUAUACUCCUGGCGCUGCUCUCCUUCCUUGCAUGGGGGGCAAUAACAGCAGUAGGCACAAACUUCGACAACGAAUUUAGUGGUAUAGAUGGUGAUGUGCAAGAUGGAUAUGGCUAUGGCGGCAGCUCUGAAGGUUAG